Solanum stenotomum is the source of this 1860-nucleotide messenger RNA. Its product is annotated as protein UNUSUAL FLORAL ORGANS. The coding region runs from base 261 to 1655 and encodes 464 amino acids. Lineage: Eukaryota; Viridiplantae; Streptophyta; Magnoliopsida; Solanales; Solanaceae. The transcript has a single exon. The record is from RefSeq and is a predicted model, not a curated record. Gene Ontology annotation, molecular function: protein binding.
GACAAAGAGAGAAGCCAUAAAAGAGACUUUCCCUUCUAGUUUUGCUUAGUUUUCUGCCAAACAUUCAUAUCUCUUUCCUCAUUUUCUUCCUCUUUAGUGAAACUCCACCUCUUUUACUCACAUGUCCACUGAAUUUGAGAAACAUAAAAGAGAAACCAUCUAAAAAAUAACCUUAACUUUCCUUUUUACACUCUCCUAGCUCCAAACUUGAAGGCAAAACUCAAAUCCCUUUUAGUAUUAUCUCCAAUUAUACUCUAAAAAUGGAAGCUUUUCAUCAUGCCCCUAUUAGCUUUCACUUUCCCUAUGCUUUUCCUAUCCCAACACCAACACCAACACCAACAACCAAUUUUCUUGGAACUCCAAAUUCAUCAUCAAUUAAUGGAAUGAUCAACACUUGGAUGGAUAGUAGAAUUUGGAGUAGACUUCCACAUAGGCUUAUUGAUAGAAUCAUUGCUUUUCUUCCACCACCUUCUUUCUUUAGAGCUAGAGCUGUUUGUAAGAGAUUCUAUGGACUUAUUUACUCUACACAUUUUCUUGAAUUGUACCUACAAGUUUCACCUAAGAGAAACUGGUUCAUUUUCUUUAAACAAAAAGUACCAAGAAACAACAUUUACAAGAACAUGAUGAAUAGUAGUAGUACUAAUUCAGGAAUUUGUUCUGUUGAAGGGUACUUGUUUGAUCCUGAUAAUCUUUCUUGGUAUAGGCUUUCUUUUGCUUUAAUCCCACAAGGGUUUUCUCCUGUUUCAUCUUCUGGUGGAUUGAUUUGCUUUGUUUCAGAUGAAUCUGGAUCAAAAAACAUUCUUUUAUGUAAUCCACUUGUAGGAUCCAUAAUUCCCCUGCCUCCAACUUUAAGGCCUAGGCUUUUUCCUUCUAUUGGUUUAACUAUAACUAAUACAUCUAUUGAUUUAGCUGUAGCUGGAGAUGACUUGAUUUCUCCUUAUGCUGUUAAAAACUUAACUACAGAAUCAUUUCAUAUUGAUGGUAAUGGAUUUUACUCAAUAUGGGGUACAACUUCUUCACUUCCAAGAUUAUGCAGUUUUGAAUCAGGCAAAAUGGUGCAUGUACAGGGGAGAUUUUAUUGCAUGAAUUUUAGUCCUUUUAGUGUGCUUUCUUACGAUAUAGGGACUAACAACUGGUGCAAGAUUCAAGCUCCAAUGCGACGAUUUCUACGUUCACCUAGCCUUGUAGAAGGGAAUGGUAAGGUUGUUUUAGUUGCAGCAGUUGAAAAGAGUAAACUCAAUGUGCCAAGAAGUUUGAGGCUUUGGGCAUUGCAAGAUUGUGGGACAAUGUGGUUGGAAAUAGAAAGAAUGCCACAACAAUUGUAUGUGCAAUUUGCUGAAGUGGAAAAUGGACAAGGGUUUAAUUGUGUUGGACAUGGUGAGUAUGUGGUGAUAAUGAUUAAGAAUAAUUCAGAUAAGGCAUUGUUGUUUGAUUUUUGUAAGAAGAGAUGGAUUUGGAUUCCUCCUUGUCCAUUUUUGGGAAAUAAUAAUAUUAAUUUGGACUUUGGUGGUGGUAGUAGUAAUAAUUAUUGUGGAGAAUUUGGAGUUGGAGUUGGAGGGGGAGAGUUGCAUGGAUUUAGUUAUGACCCUAGACUUGCUGCACCUAUUGGUGCACUUCUUGAUCAGUUGACAUUACCCUUUCAGUCAUUCAACUGAUAGUUAAACUGUUUACAAGUGGGGUAUCAGUAGUACUAGUACUAUGAAUAGUUUAAUUUGGUGGUUAAUUAAUUGUAUUUUAGUGUUUAAUUAUCUAGUAAUUAACUAGUGUUUUUAUAUUAGUAUGUGUUUAGUAUGAAGUUUAAUUUGUACUCUACUAUUGUUGGUUGACUUAUUAAUGAGUUUUAACAUUGAUUUGUGCUUA